AGCUGUGUCCCUGUUCAAAAUACAUUAAAUAAUUUAGUAGUUAGCAUGACCAUUAUAAUUUGGCUUUAUGUGACAGAGAUCAGCCAGAUAUGAAGGAAUGGAUUGACAUUAUUAAUCUAGUGGCUGCAACUUUCUCUUCACCUCCACUGGCAGCUCCUGUUGGCUCCAGCAAACGUUUUCAAAGACCAGUGCUUCCUUUUUCCAAGACCAGAUUGACACUAGUCAAACAGAUAGAACACCAUGAAAAGAAAGCAAAGGAAUCCCAAGAUGACUUGAUAGCUUGCUUACAAAGUGAACCAAGAAACGGUUCAUCAAGAGAUCUUCAGGAAUGGCAAGAAAAACGAGAUUUCUUUGAAUAUGAGUACAAACGUUACAUGACAUACGUGUCAUGCUUAAGAGGGUCAAAGCUUGAAAGCAAGAUGCGUGAAAAGUCCAAAACGGAGGCCAGAGGUUGUACCCAAGUGGUCUUGCCGAGUGAGUGGUCUUAUGGGGAGCAUACCAUUUGAUAUUGACGACUUGUCUAACAACUAACACUCUAUGUUGCCCUGUUGUUUUUGUCUGUCUGUCUGUUGGGUAAUUCAAUGUCAUGUAUUCAUGUAUUGUGCUAUGAUAGAUGUAUAUUUAUAUGAAUAGAAAUGAUAUUUGAUAUUCAUGAUUGUAACUGCGAUAACAACUAAAAUACUAAACUGAUUCCAUAAGCCUUUGUUUAAGCUUCUCAUUUUUGGGGGGUUUUUACAGAGUCCGAAAUCCAACAGAAUUUUGGCUUUGGAAUCCGGAAAACUUGGAAUCCAAAACGGAAUCAGAUAAAACAACAGAAAUCCGGAAUACAAAUUAGUAGGAUACUUUGCAUUCUUCUUUUAAUAUGGCGGAAACCAGAAUUCUURCAAAAUUCUKGCGGAAUCCAGGAACACUAAGAAUUCCAUGCCAUAGGGUAAAACAGAGAACUGAGACAGACUUAUGGAAUCAGUGUACUAAGAACGAUUUAGAAAAUUAUGCUAAUAGUAAAUUUAUGGAUUUUCUGUGCACUAAAAGUGUGCAGCAUUUUGCACUAUUUACAACUAGYUAAUCAUGCUAGUGAACGCACGUAAUCUGCUAAGUUCACAUAGAAAAUUGUUCUAACUAAAAUAAUAAUCAAACUAAGCAAAAUAAUGUUGAAUAUCAUGAUAAUUAAYGGUUGAUUUUUAAUGUUGAUAAAAUUGAUAAACGUAAGCAAAGUGAUUUAUUGGUAAAAUAAUUAAGAAUGAGCGACGGCAAUUUGGAGAAAGAAAAUGAAAAAAUGCAACUGCAACGAAACUAUGUUUUCCCUCAAAGGCAUGAAUUAACCUGCAAAAUAUAAUGCUUUUAGAGAAAUAAGAGCGUAUUAAAAGCAAAUGUGAAUAAUACUUAAUGAUAAUGAUUAUUAUUAUGUUGUUGAUAAUUGGAAGUA
Molecule: messenger RNA, 1426 nt
Organism: Exaiptasia diaphana
Lineage: Eukaryota; Metazoa; Cnidaria; Anthozoa; Actiniaria; Aiptasiidae
Product: PH and SEC7 domain-containing protein 4
Exons: 6
Coding region: 90-506 (138 amino acids)
Source: RefSeq, a predicted model, not a curated record